Drosophila grimshawi is the source of this 2592-nucleotide messenger RNA. Its product is annotated as ATP-binding cassette sub-family G member 1. The record is from RefSeq and is a predicted model, not a curated record. Lineage: Eukaryota; Metazoa; Arthropoda; Insecta; Diptera; Drosophilidae. Gene Ontology annotation, cellular component: plasma membrane. Gene Ontology annotation, molecular function: ATP hydrolysis activity; ABC-type transporter activity; ATP binding.
CACCUGUUGCUCUAACAAUCCAGUGCGACAGUUUCCCAAAGUGCUCUAAACUGAUAUUCCAUUCCAUCAAGUAAAAUCAUCCAAUUAUCCAUAUAACCAUGAAUAAUUAUAGUUGGGAACAGUUUUUGGAAAAUAACAAUCUAUUGGGCGUUAGCGGAAAUGGUGGCGCCGCACAAGUGAAACCCCAAAUUGUGCCCGCCCAGCCGAAGACACUGCAGCAUUUACCAAAGCGACCCCCAGUCGAUUUGGCGUUCCACAAUCUGACAUAUCGCGUCAAGGAGGGCAAUCGCAGUAAUGCCAAAACUAUUCUCAAAGGAGUCAGCGGGCGCUUGCGUUCUGGAGAACUUACUGCUAUCAUGGGACCAUCGGGGGCUGGAAAGAGUACUUUACUCAAUAUUUUGUCGGGCUAUAAAACGUCAAAUAUUGAAGGCAGCGUCACCAUGAAUGGUGCAGAACGAAAUCUGAGCACCUUUCGGAAAUUGUCGGCAUACAUAAUGCAGGAUAAUCAGCUGCACGGCAAUUUAACCGUACAGGAAGCAAUGACAGUGGCAACAAAUUUAAAGCUGAGCAAAAAGUUCACAAAAGUCGAAAAGAACUCAAUGAUAGAUGACAUUCUAUUGACUCUAAGUUUGAGCGAGCAUCGCAACACAAUGACUCGCAACUUGUCCGGUGGCCAAAAGAAACGUCUAUCGAUCGCUCUGGAGUUGGUUAGCAAUCCGCCAAUUAUGUUCUUUGAUGAGCCCACUUCGGGGCUGGAUAGUUCGACCUGUUUCCAAUGUAUUCAUCUGUUGAAAAUGUUGGCCGCUGGUGGACGUACUGUAAUCUGUACAAUUCAUCAGCCAUCAGCUCGACUCUUUGAAAUGUUUGAUCAGCUUUACACGCUUGCGGAUGGGCAAUGCGUGUAUCAGGGUAGCACAAAGCAACUGGUGCCUUUUUUAUCCACCCUGAACCUAGAGUGUCCUAGCUACCACAAUCCGGCUAGCUAUGUGAUUGAGGUAUCGUGCGGCGAGCACGGUGAUCACACCCGGAAACUGGUCGAGGCCAUUGACAAUGGCAAACGGGACAUUCGAUCAUCGGCCGAUUAUGCGGGUCUCAAGGCACGCAACGAUCUGGUCAAGGUGCAAAAUCUGAAAGCUAUUCUGGACAAGAACGAUCUGUCCAACGUUAGUGGCAGCAAGUACGAGGAUAAUCUCACUCUGAAUAAUGGCCUGCUCAAUGGCAUGGUCAACGACAUUGUCAAGGACACGAACGGAUUGGCCCCACAGCAAGCUAUGGUGGUAACCACCAAUGAGAAAGGUGACGCCAUGAUUGAUGUGGACAAAUCUGACAAUUGUGCCACUGCAUUACUUUCCGAGGAAAUCACGUCGCCCGAACGCUAUCCAACAUCGCAAUUUCAUCAGUUCUGGGUAGUUCUAAAGAGAACACUGCUUUUCAGUUACCGCGAUUGGACUUUAAUGUACUUGCGUUUGUUUGCUCAUCUCUUGGUUGGUUUUCUGAUUGGCGCACUGUACUACGAUAUUGGCAACGAUGGCGCCCAAGUGCUAAGUAAUUUGGGCUUUCUGUUUUACAUGUUGUUCUUGAUGUACACAUCUAUGACCAUUACGAUUUUGUCAUUCCCACUUGAAAUGCCUGUAUUGCUAAAAGAGAACUUUAAUCGCUGGUAUUCGCUGAAGUCAUACUAUUUAGCCAUCUCAGUUGCUGAUCUACCAUUCCAGGCCAUUUUCUGCAUCAUCUACGUAUCCAUCGUAUAUUUUUAUACCUCACAACCCUGGGAACUGUUCCGUUUCAGUAUGUUCCUCUCGGCCUGUCUGAUGAUUUCUUUUGUAGCUCAAUCUGUGGGUCUGGUCGUCGGCGCUGCCAUGAAUGUUCAGAAUGGUGUUUUCCUGGCUCCCGUGAUGUCGGUGCCGUUCCUCCUCUUCUCCGGCUUCUUCGUUUCGUUCGACGCAAUACCCGUUUAUUUGCGGUGGAUCACUUAUCUAUCGUAUAUUCGUUAUGGGUUCGAGGGUACGGCUUUGGCCACCUAUGGAUAUGCACGAGAAAAACUCAAGUGCUUCCAGACGUAUUGUCAUUUUAAGUCACCCAUAACCACGUUGGAGGAAUUAGACAUGGUCAAUGCGAAUUUCACACUUGAUAUUGUGGCGCUUGUUGUUAUUUUUGUAGUGCUGCGGGUAUCGGCCUACCUUUUCUUGCGCUGGAAGCUUAAGACCACACGCUAAUAAAAGUAAUAUUAUUAUUGUUUUUUUAUUGUUGGGUUUAAAGCUUUCUGUAUGUAUAUUUAUGUACCCCAAAUGUAUCUACGAACAUUUCACUAAUCUGUCUUAGAACUGAAACGCUUAGUUUUCGUAAAAUAGAUUCAUUUAUGUGUGAUAGUACCACAGUGAUCUGAAUUUAAAAAAAAAUUACAAACCAAUGAACAAUUACAUUUAUAGUAAAAUAUCCAAUUGAGAAAUAUAUUGGGUUUCGGGAAAGAAAAUUACGGAUCUACAUUUCAAAUACAAUAAAAAUGUAUUAGCUUAAAAUCAAAUGAAAAAAUACGAAAAUGAUAAUCGUAUAAGGGAGUCUAUUCAUGAAAUAAAAAUUGUAUCGCCAUUU